AACCAAUGGGGGGCGAGCUCCGACUGACAGCUGCCCAAUGGCAACCUCCGUCUCUCCGCGGCCCGCGGCGCGGGGGGCGGGCAUCUCCCCGCCGCCGCCUGAGGAAUGUCAACUAUUCAACAUGGAGACGGCGCUCGCCAGGCUCGAGACCAUGUUCCAGAAGGCAGAAUCUGAUCUGGAUUAUAUUCAACACAGACUGGAGUUUGAAAUAAUGAAAAGUCUUCCUGAUAAUCCGUCAGCAGAGGAAAACCCGGUUACUCUCUUAGAAGAACUCUCAGUGGUGAAAUCUCGUUAUAAAACAUUAUGUAUGCAGCUGGAAAAAGUUUCCUUAGAGCAAAGAGAAUCCAUGAACGGCAUCCAUGCUGCCCUAGAGAACACAAUGAAGAUGGUUCAGACACUACAGCAACAUACGAAUCUUCAGCGCUUACCCCUGUCAGAAGAAGAACAGGCUGCAGCACAGCAGUUAACCUGUCAGACUGUUAAAGAAAUGGAAUCGCUAGUGGAAGAGCCAUUUUGUUCAGGGUCUGUAGUUCCCAGCUCAACUGAAGAGUCACAAUUCAAACCGUUGACUGAGGAAAUGCUUAUGUCUGUACCAAGAAGUAUCAGAAGCACUGUUAAACUAGCAGACGUGAACAAUUUGUACAGGGAGCUAUUUAACCACUUCGUUGUAAAUAAGAACAGCGCCGCACUGAGUGUUCUGCAGAUGAACAAGAUGAAUAUGAAAGCCACUGACUCAAGAAUACGAAUCUUAAAAGAACUUGGUAUUGUGGAACUUGACAAACAAGGAAAUGUUAAAUUAGUUGCAUAAAUGAACACUCAGUCCGUUCUCAUUUGACACACAAGCAUCUUCGUCAUAGCUCUUCAAUUAUUAGCAAGCAAGUAUUUUUUUUGGUGUCUGAGUUAAAAGAACACUGUUGCAAAGUUGGUCAUGUAUUCGUAUAGAAAUGCUAUUUCUAGCACUUAAAAGCUGCAGAAUGAAAAAACGUUGAGGUUGGUAUUUGAUCUCAGAUAUUUAUAGGAUAACAGACGAUGCAUUUUUGAACAGUGUUGUUAACCACGUGACGUUUCCAUAUUCUUGCUUGCAUUCCUGAGCGGGGUUUUUAAGGCAAAUAACCCAAGCCACUUAAUUGUACUUACAUUCCUGAAUAAAAUGAAAGUCAAGGCAACGAG
This is a messenger RNA of Oxyura jamaicensis (ruddy duck), 1170 nucleotides long. RefSeq names its product spindle and kinetochore associated complex subunit 2 (gene SKA2). Gene Ontology annotation, biological process: chromosome segregation; cell division; mitotic cell cycle. The transcript has 7 exons. Lineage: Eukaryota; Metazoa; Chordata; Aves; Anseriformes; Anatidae. Gene Ontology annotation, cellular component: spindle microtubule; outer kinetochore. The coding region runs from base 38 to 808 and encodes 256 amino acids. The record is from RefSeq and is a predicted model, not a curated record. Gene Ontology annotation, molecular function: microtubule binding.